CUCUGUCGACUCAACUUACCGCAAAGUUAUUCAGGGAGUCACUGCUAACGAUAGAGGGGAAACAACUGACUGAGAGGGGAUUUAUACAGCCGUCGUUGUCACAGCUCAGUUGAACCAAACAAACAGAUUCACAUUACAUCCACAGAGUAGUGUGUUGUUGAAGAAACGAUGUCAAAAACAGACUGCAAGGCAGCUAAAGACAUGACCGGGGCGAUGGAGGAAACGUUGCAGCGACUUCAGGGACGAUUCCAGACGAUGUCGGAGCAGCUGGACACCAAAAUAGACGAGAUGGGAACCCGCAUCGAUGACCUUGAGAAGAACGUGUCUGAGCUGAUGACACAGGCUGGGAUGGAGGAGCAGGCCAGCUCCAAGUGACAGCCGGCCUGCUGUUCAUCUGUUGCAUCAUGUGACUGCCAAAAAACUGAGGGGUUCCUGUUGCCUUGCCAACAGUGAUGUCACUUUAGUGGUGCCUACAAAGUUCAUCAAACACUUUGACUUCUGAGUCGACCACAGUUUACCUCCUAAGUUGAUCACUUUCAAGUUUAGCCAAAUGUGCGUGUUUUUUCCGAGGUGCUACCAUGCUGCUAACAAACCUGAGUGUAUCACUCAGUACUAACACUAAUCACAGGUUAAGGAGCCUGGGGAAAAAAAAUUCUUCAAAGCAUUUCCAAUCAGAUUAUAGCUGACCAAGGGGCUUAACGUUACCCUGUAGAGAUUUAUUGUAAACAAACAAUGUUUUCUAAUCCCCCAAAAAUCGUAUUUGUACCAUCAAGGCGUAACAAACACACAAAACACAUUCACUACCUCUUGCAAUAUUUUCAAAGCCUUUUUUAAUGUCUUGAAACCUGCAUUCUAUGUGUACAUGUUUUGGUCUUCACAUCGACACCUUUUACAGCCACCAGCUGUAGAUAUGUGUGUGCAUAGAUAGAUAUAUGUCCUUGCGCAAACAAUGCAGGGAUCUGCUUGUCAGAAAAGUGUUGCUCUGCAGUGCCUGUAGUGGUGUAUCUGCCAGUAAACACGGAGGAAGGAGAUAUCAACAUCUUACCACCAAAGAAAACGUAAGGCGUGUCACGUGAGCAAAGCUAAGAAGACAGUUAAGCUCGUACUUGAACUGCUCUUCGGCUGCACUCUGAAGCCAAAACACACAUUUAACCAUAUCAUUUUAACAAGGGCAUCUUCUCAUUUUUUUGGAUCAAAAUCUGUGUGUGUGUGUGGCAUGAAUUUAUAGUUCCUUGUAUACACAGCACAUAAGCUUUGUGUGCACUGUAUCCAAUCCUCCAAUUGCUCAGAUCAACUUGUGUAGGUUGUCUAUAUCCUGAAUAUGACACUUAAAAUGCACACAGUGGCAUCUAACAUUAGCCAUGACAUUAUUGGAAGAAAAUGUAGUUUUGCAAAAUGUAGCAACUUGUGACAAAAGCCAUUUGAAUGGUUUAAACUACUGACUAAAUGUAGUUUGCUCAUAGAAAUACAGCUUUUCUAUCAUUUGCAAUAAUCUAAAUGGUAGUGUUCUUCUUUAUAAUGUCGCCAUGAAACAGUUUAAUCUGCAGUGUAAAUUGAGCUAUCCAGUGGCAUUAAAACUGUGAACUAUUACCCAUACAGUAGGCUGCUAAUAGAGACAACAGGAUUUGCAAACUGAAGGAUAGUAUUUUUUAUUGAUGACUUUAUAACUUAUCUUGAUUUCUGGGAGAAUAUACUUUUUUAUCACAUCUAUGCAAUUAAUUUCUGAGCAUGUGAAGUACAACUGUUUGCCAUAUCAUGUUGCUAUACCUGUCUAACCACCACCAGUUUAAUGCACAUGGUGUUGCACUCAGAUCAGCCAUAGGAUAAACUUAAUGGUCAGUAGGUACUGUAGUUCUGUGACUGAUAAUUACUGUGCACCAAAGUUAACAUGCAACAGCCAAAUACAGUUUUUUUUUCAUAAAACACUUUCUGUAUUUAUCUCUUGAAAUAAAAAAAAAUAAAAAAAAGUUAAUUUCUCUC
Molecule: messenger RNA, 1980 nt
Organism: Sebastes umbrosus (honeycomb rockfish)
Lineage: Eukaryota; Metazoa; Chordata; Actinopteri; Perciformes; Sebastidae
Product: heat shock factor-binding protein 1
Exons: 3
Coding region: 169-375 (68 amino acids)
Biological process (GO): cellular heat acclimation
Cellular component (GO): nucleus; cytosol
Molecular function (GO): transcription corepressor activity
Source: RefSeq, a predicted model, not a curated record